UUCCUGUUGUGUAUGUGCGAGAUGAGACAAUACUUGCAGUAGAGGGAAUAUUGCAGUAGAGAGAAUAUUUCGUAGUUUACAUCAAGAAAAUGGGAGGUCAGAAAGUAACCGGUGAGACGUAUACAAGACACUUGCCGUACUCAGUGGUGGCAAAAUUAACGUCACUUCUUGAGCCAGGAAAACAAUGGGAAAAGUUUGUUGUAAACAUACCACGAAAACUGGUGAUGUUGGACCAGGAUGAUUUUGUGCCAAAGUAUGAUCUUACGUAUGUAAGUAUGAUCGAGGAUCGAGGCAAGAAGCCGGGGGCGAGUUCCACACGUGCAAUUUUAGACGACUGGGGAACUCAGAAUGUGCGAGUGAAACAUUUGAUCAAGGUACUGGUGAUUUCAGAGCUGUACGGAGCGGCGGAUUAUUUGUCGGUGAAUGUCUUGGAUGGGGAACCAGUGCCACGCCCACGUUUGGAAACAUCAGACAGAACGGGUCAAGAAAACCUAGCAGAACAGGCUACAAUUACUCCUAAAGAAUAUGAAGAUAGAGAUACCUUUUAUAUUCGGAAUAUGGAGGGUGAUCAUGCUUUAUCAGAAACCCAGGGAACCUUUGAAAGCAUGGGUGAAGAGAGAAGACUUUCGGUGAGAAGUGGUUUACCAUCUGUCGAUCUGAAGUCGGAACCCAGUUUAGAGAGUAUUCGUGCCCCUGGAGAAUCAGAUGAAAUUGCUGAAGAAGAGGAAAUCUUAAGACAGCUCCAUGGAAAUGAGGCUAUCCUUUUACGACAACUGGACUACAAAAUGUUGAAACAUAUCACUAAUAAUUUCAAUGAAAUAGAAUUGAGCAAGGGAGGUAGCAUGAUUGGCAGGGGAGGAUUUGGGACAGUUUUUCUGGGUAAGUUCAACAAUGGCUUUAAAAUUGCUGUGAAAUGCUUAAAGGAAGAAAAUGAUGAUAAUCUGAAACAGUUUCAGACUGAGUUGAAUGUUCUCUCAAAGUAUCGUCAUGAAAACAUUGUCCAUCUGCUGGGAUAUUCCAGUGAAGAUGCAAACCACUGCCUGAUUUACCAGUACAUGCCGAACGGAUCUCUGGAAGACCGCCUCGGAUGCAAGAAUGAGACAGAGCCUCUCGACUGCCCGGUGAGAUUAAGCAUAGCUCAGGGCACAGCGAGAGGAAUCAACUAUCUCAAUGAGAACGGGUUUGUCCAUAGAGACAUAAAAAGUGCAAAUGUUUUAUUAGACAAAGACUUUACUCCUAAAGUUGGCGACUUUGCAACUGCCAGAUUAGCACCUAAAGGAACAGGGGCAACAUGUACACAGACAAUGGUUGUGAUCGGCACGUCAGCCUACUUGGCACCGGAGGCGUACCAGUUUGAUGUCUCCGCCAAACUGGACACCUACAGCUAUGGAGUCGUGCUUCUCGAACUGCUGACAGGUCUGCCAUCGUUUGACGAGGAACGAGAAGAUCGAGACUUGUGGACCCACAUGGAGGAGAACUGCGAGGACAUUAUGGACAUGGUGGACCAGUCAGCGGGGUCGUGGAAGGAGGAGACGGCCAUUGCCAUGUACAGCAUCGCAACAAGGUGCCUCGUCAAGAAGAAGCAUAGGCCUCUCAUGGAAAAACUUCUUCCAGAACUGGAGAGCUUGUCAAAUUAAAAACUAUGCGACAGGGAAUAAGGAAUCAAAAAACAAUUUAACAUGAUGCGAGACUUACCAUCCACUUUGGAAAUCCUGUUUUUCAAACUUUACUGUUUACCAUUUUACAGUGAAAAUGUCAGGAUUGACAAAGUUCCUGGAUGGUGAAAGUAGUGUUUGGAUUUAGGGAGAAUUUGGGCCACAACUAGAUAGUUAAAUCAUGGAUACAGAGUAAUGUACAUACAUUUUUUCUCAUGACUCAGCAUAGAAUAUAGCAAUCUGAUUUACUUGUGACAUGUAACAAAUGUUAUAUUUUUGUGAUAACACUUUCUUAGUAAAAUAGUAAAGUACAGAUUCUUGUACAUUGUGUAUUCAUGACUUGUGACAGUCAUGUAGAAAGUAUGUCAUGUCGGCUUGCCGGCCUGUACAGACAUCAUGAAGUCAUAUUGUUGUAUGUGAUUGUGACGUCACUUGCUUGUCAUGAUGAUCAUGUGAUGUCAUGUGACAACAGAACCUGUUUGAUUUCUGAGUUACCGUUGACAAUCACAAGAUUGAUCUGAUGGUCACAUGACAAUAUUUCACCAAAAAUAAUUGUAGCUGAUGAAUUUGUCAUGGUUAUAGUGUUACUGGUGUCAAAAGUGGUGUGUACAGGAUUUUACAGGUUGAGAUUCUGUCAAAAAAAGAGAGUCUGUCUGCCUUAUUAAAUCCUGCCAAACAGAUGACACAUGUAACAUUUGCUGUACUUGGUCAAUUACAAGCUGAUCUGUUAUGAUCAGGGUCCAGAAGUAAAGUCCUGUUAUAGGUCAGGUGAAGUGGAGUUUAACUUCACGGUUAAGAUUAUAGCACUUACAUAGCGAUGUGUGUGUGUGUGCGUGCGUGCGUGCAUGCGUGCGUGUAUUUGAGAGAGAGAGUGAGAGAGCGUGUGGACGCUCGCUUGCACUUGUACUAUUCCGGACUAAUGCCGAUUUUAUAGUGCUAGCUCACUGAGAUACCAUGCCACAGUUUAGCAUAGAUACCCCACUAGGUACAUGAUAAACAGCAUUAGCAUGAUUAGUUUCUUAAAGAACCUAAAUCUUUGCGUUAUUAGCUUGAUUAAAAAAUUAUUUUAUGAUACACAUGUAUUACAUAUUUGGAUUGAUCCUGUCAUAAGACUUGCGAGAGUAGUGAGGUGUUUUAUACCACAGUCAGCAAUAUUCCAGCUAUACAACAGGGGCUGUUAAUAAUGAAGUCUUGGACAGGCAAACCAGUGCUUGAUAUUGUAAAUAACAUCCCUGUAUUAAGACAUGUAAGAGUAGUGAGGUAUUUUAUACCACAGUCGGCAAUAUUCCAGCUAUACAACAGGGGCUGUUAAUAAUGAAGUCUUGGACAGGCAAACCAGUGCUUGAUAUUGUAAAUAACAUCCCUGUAUUAAGACAUGUAAGAGUAGUGAGGUAUUUUAUACCACAGUCAGCAAUAUUCCAGCGAUAUAACAGGGGCUGUUAAUAAUGAAGUCUUGGACAGGCAAACCAGUGCUUGAUAUUGUAAAUAACAUCCCUGUAUUAAGACAUGUAAGAGUAGUGAGGUGUUUUAUACCACAGUCAGCAAUAUUCCAGCUAUACAACAGGGGCUGUUAAUAAUGAAGUCUUGGACAGGCAAACCAGUGCUUGAUAUUGUAAAUAACAUCCCUGUAUUAAGACAUGUAAGAAUAGUGAGGUGUUUUAUACCACAGUCAGCAGUAUUCCAGCGAUAUAACAGGGGCUGUUAAUAAUGAAGUCUUGGACAGGCAAACCAGUGCUUGAUAUUGUAAAUAACAUCCCUGUAUUAAGACAUGUAAGAGUAGUGAGGUAUUUUAUACCACAGUCAGCAAUAUUCCAGCGAUAUAACAGGGGCUGUUAAU
Haliotis rufescens (red abalone) is the source of this 3492-nucleotide messenger RNA. RefSeq names its product interleukin-1 receptor-associated kinase 4. The transcript has a single exon. The record is from RefSeq and is a predicted model, not a curated record. Gene Ontology annotation, cellular component: plasma membrane. NCBI's taxonomy places the organism in Eukaryota, Metazoa, Mollusca, Gastropoda, Lepetellida, Haliotidae. Gene Ontology annotation, biological process: protein phosphorylation. Gene Ontology annotation, molecular function: protein kinase activity; ATP binding. Bases 90 to 1637 code for a protein of 515 amino acids.